AUGCCGCGUCAACAGAUCAAUCUUGAACCCUAUCGGGAAGAGAUCAUCACUCUCUUCCAACGCGGUAUCAGUAGUGACUCCAUCAGUCGCAUUCUGCAAUCUCGAUUUAACAUCCAGGUGAAGGAACGGACGAUCCAGUCCCGUCUCCGACUCCGCACCACCACCGCGGACGAGGUGCUGCAUGCACGCAUCAAGGUGCUCUUCAUGCAAGACAAGCUGACCGACAAGGCCAUGUUGAAACUGUUGCGACAGGAUGGGUAUGAGAUCUCAGAACGGACGCUCCGUCGACUGCGCUUUCAACUCGGUCUUCAUGCCAGAACCCCCACCUUUGACCAUGAUCGUGGAAUGAGACCUCUGUCGAUGCCUUUACCUAUGACCAUGUCAGUGCCGAUGAUGGCGGCCCAAAAUGGGCAGGGCUUGUAA
Molecule: messenger RNA, 423 nt
Organism: Penicillium diatomitis
Lineage: Eukaryota; Fungi; Ascomycota; Eurotiomycetes; Eurotiales; Aspergillaceae
Exons: 2
Coding region: 1-423 (140 amino acids)
Source: RefSeq, a predicted model, not a curated record